Molecule: messenger RNA, 2288 nt
Organism: Saccostrea cuccullata (small rock oyster)
Lineage: Eukaryota; Metazoa; Mollusca; Bivalvia; Ostreida; Ostreidae
Product: protein unc-119 homolog B-like
Exons: 5
Coding region: 155-820 (221 amino acids)
Biological process (GO): lipoprotein transport; cilium assembly; nervous system development
Cellular component (GO): cilium
Molecular function (GO): lipid binding
Source: RefSeq, a predicted model, not a curated record
CCCAGAGUUCCCGUUGCCAUCGUCGCCAUCUUGUACAAUAAACGACGCCAAAGGUUCAGCUAUUGUGUUUACGAAUUUCCUACUGCUGUAAAUUGCUUAAAACAAUUUUUCCUACCAUGUGUGUGUUUUGAAGUAUGACAUUUGCAUAACCAAAAUGAGUACAACCACCGGUAAGAAGAAAAGUGGUGGUUUUUUAACACGCCAGGUAAAAUCAAGGGAUAAAACCAUUGACUCUGUCACGGAGGAAGAAUUACUAAAGAAAGACGCUGUAACCCCAGAGGAAGUCCUUCGACUAAAUAAAAUAACAGAAAAGUAUCUAUGUUCACCUGACGCAAACAUCUAUGGUAUCGACUUCACACGGUUCAAGCUGAGGGACAUGGAAUCUGGGGCCGUCUUGUUUGAAGUGGCAAAACCACCACCACCAGAGGAUGGGGAGUCGGAUACAGAACCUGAAGAUAUUGACCCUCAUGCUGGUAGAUUUGUAAGAUACCAGUUUACACCACAGUUUUUAAAGCUCAAGACAGUUGGAGCAACAGUUGAAUUUGUUGUUGGAGACAAACCAGUGAAUAAAUUCCGAAUGAUUGAGCGACAUUUUUUCCGAGAUAAACUACUGAAAAGUUUUGACUUUGAAUUCGGAUUUUGCAUUCCACAUAGCAGAAACACAGUCGAGCAUAUCUAUGAAUUUCCUGUUCUUACUCCAGAUGAAGUGGAGGACAUGAUUGCUCAUCCAUUUGAGACCCGAUCUGACAGCUUUUAUUUUGUGGAGGACAGGCUUAUAAUGCAUAACAAAGCCGACUAUGCCUACAACGGGGGGACAUAACUCUAGCUGGACUGGAGAACUCUUCUUCAUUCAUUAGGAACAUCAUGUCCAAUAGCAUAUAUUUUAAAAAAGACAUAUCGAUAUAUUUUGUGGCAUUCCACUUUGCAUAAUUAUUUCAUUGAUUGUAAACUGAAGUUAAACUUAAAAGUUCAAAAGAUUUUUGUGUGUUUGUUUGAGAUUAAUAAAAUAUUGUGAAUUACAAAGGAUUUAUGUAAAAUUGAAUGUUAGGUACACUGUAUCUACAUUUGUAAAUCCUGCAGUUUUGGUUGAUAUGGUAUUGUUUUAAGCGUGUUUCCUUUGAAUUACUGUAAGGUUAAGGCUUGCUAAAAUAUCAUAACUUUUCUGUGAAUGAACCCCAGGUUACUGAAAUCAUAACAUCCAUCGUUUGAUUGGGUAGCCGUACAACUGUAUUUUUAUUCUAUGAUUUAUAUAAAUGAACUUGUAAGAAGCAAAUUUUUUUUAGGAUUAAAAAAAUAUACAUUAUGUAUAUAGCCUUGCACCCAAGCCUUUAUUGGUAGAAUUGUUUAGCCUUGAAAAUCAUUCCAUAGGGACUUUGCCCUCUAAAUAUCCAUGAAGUGCAAUUGGAGCAAAUUUUUCAAUGUCUCGUUUAGUCAAAUCAUCUGAUUAUUUUAUAUUUAUGUGUAAUAUAACAUAUUGCAAGAAACCUUUUCUUAUCACGAAAUCUAGUCUGAAAUUUUCAAAAUUUUUAUCCUUGAUAUUGCAUGUCCAAAUAUCCUAUUUCAGGUUUGUUAUACACAAUUUACCUUUAAAGAUAAAAUAAGCUCACCAAUUUAGCACUUUACAGCCAAUUGUAGGGCAUUUGUAUACAUUUAUUUUUUCAGGAAAUCUAUUAAUUUUUAGGUUUUUCAGAAAUGCUCAAACAACCAUAUGAAGGAAACAGUUUGAAACUUUGACUAAAAACUAUGUAUAAAAUUUAGUGGUGAAGAGUCCUUCUUCAUAUUAAGACUCGCUCAUUGAAAGGGGUUACUAUAGAAUCUCUUUCUUGUUAAAAAUAUGACCCAGUUCUGACCUCAUUGCCAGACUUAAUCAAAGGUAGUCAAUUUUCUUUCUUUUUUUUCAAUUCAUAACAUUUGCUCUCCUAAAAUAGCAAGACGUUUUGUCUCUCAAAACAAGUCUCUUUGAUAAGAAAUUGUGAUAAACAUUCACCACCAAAAGUGAAAUCCUGUACCAAUUAAAGUACACUGUGUUUAAAUCUGUUUUGCAAAAUAUUUUUAUAAUAAUGAACACUGUGUAGAAGAUAAAAUAAAUAUGUAAAUAUUUUCUCUUAUUUAUAUGAUGUAUCUUAUUCCAGAAACAUUCCAUUGUGUCAUAUUAGAUAUUUUAUUAUAACUGACAACUUUGCAUGUAUGUAGCCAAGGAUUGGGUAUAUAUUGCAAAGUAUAAUUUAAUAUGUCACGUAUUCUGUCCUAAAGAUAUCCACAUUUAAUAAAGAUAUACUCAAAGAUGA